This is a messenger RNA of Annulohypoxylon truncatum, 1185 nucleotides long. Its product is annotated as mitochondrial carrier. Gene Ontology annotation, biological process: mitochondrial L-ornithine transmembrane transport. The record is from RefSeq and is a predicted model, not a curated record. Gene Ontology annotation, molecular function: L-ornithine transmembrane transporter activity. NCBI's taxonomy places the organism in Eukaryota, Fungi, Ascomycota, Sordariomycetes, Xylariales, Hypoxylaceae. The transcript is spliced from 2 exons. The coding region runs from base 149 to 1057 and encodes 302 amino acids.
AGCUUCCACCCCGUUGGUCAGAAACUCAACCAUCAAUUGACUUUCUACAAUUGAGAAGUGCGCCAUCCGGGCAAGAUAGAGAGAGAGAGAGAGAGAGCGAGAAGCUGUGAAUAACUCUCGGAGCUAAUUGACUCGAGCGCGGGGCACGAUGGGGGACGCCGCCCAAGAUCUCGACGCCAAAGGGGGCGGCCUUGAUACGGCGAAGGACUUGUUCGCCGGAGCUGCUGGAGGAAUUGCACAGGUCCUUAUAGGCCAACCCUUCGACAUAGUAAAAGUGCGCCUACAAACCAGCACAGCAUACAGCUCCGCCCUCGACGCCGCAUCCUCGAUCUACGCCAAGGAAGGCGCGCUGGCCUUCUACAAGGGCACCCUGACCCCGCUCCUGGGCAUCGGCGCCUGCGUAUCCAUCCAAUUCGGCGCCUUCGGGUGGGCGCGGCGGUCCUUCGAAGCCUCGAACGCGGCCAAGGGUUCCAACGACCUCGGGUACGGCCAGUACUUCGCCGCCGGCGCCUUCGCCGGCGUCGCGAACAGCGUGAUCUCGGGCCCCAUCGAGCACGUGCGCAUCCGGCUGCAGACGCAACCGCACGGGUCCGCGCGCCUGUACACAGGGCCGAUAGACUGCGUGCGCAAGCUCAGCGCGCACGCCGGCGUCUUGGGGGGCCUGUACCGCGGCGAGGCCGUGACGAUCUGGCGCGAGGCCUUCGCGUACGGCACCUGGUUCCUGGCCUUCGAGUACCUGAUGAACCGGGACGCGGCGCGGAACCGGGUGCAGCGGAGCGAGGUGCCCGCCUACAAGGUCGCCUUCUACGGCGGCCUGGCCGGCGAGGCGCUUUGGCUCGCCAGCUACCCCUUCGACGUCGUCAAGAGCAAGAUGCAGACCGACGGCUUCGGCUCGGGGAUGAAGUACAGGACGAUGCGGGACUGCUUCGCGCAGACGUGGCGCGCCGAGGGCGCUCGCGGCUUCUGGAAGGGCAUCGGGCCUACGCUGUUGAGGGCCAUGCCUGUCAGCGCUGGCACGUUCGCCGUGGUCGAGGCUACGAUGCGGGCUAUUGCUUGAGCGGCGGCGGCAGGUCUAGGCACCAGAUUAUUUACGGCAGGGGAGGGAGAGUUAGGAUAACAUUAUUUCCGGCCUGGGACGAAUACAAGGCGUUGGGCUUCAACCAAAGAUGCUUAAGAUCGGGGCAA